Molecule: messenger RNA, 1990 nt
Organism: Anolis sagrei ordinatus
Lineage: Eukaryota; Metazoa; Chordata; Lepidosauria; Squamata; Anolidae
Gene: MGAT4D
Product: MGAT4 family member D
Biological process (GO): protein N-linked glycosylation
Cellular component (GO): endoplasmic reticulum-Golgi intermediate compartment; endoplasmic reticulum; Golgi stack
Molecular function (GO): acetylglucosaminyltransferase activity
Source: RefSeq, a predicted model, not a curated record
CCUGGGAGAUGAGGCUCCGGCCGAGCUGCGCCCUCACCACCCUGGCCUGCUUCAGUGCUGCCUCCUUCUUCGCCUGGUACGGCGACUGGAGCCGGAGCGAAGAAAGUAGAACUGGUUUCUAUGAAGGGCAGCUUUUGAACCUUCGCCAAAGACUUUUGUACGCUGAAAAAGAAAACAGAAAAAGAUCACGUGAGCUGUAUAAUGUCCUGAAUGAAAUCAAACAAUUCAUUGGUGUGCCAACUGCGAGUUCACUAAAUGUUACAGCCUCUGUGAAGUGCAAAGUGCCCAACCACAUCAACAAGCUCCCGUUAAAUCUUACAAAUAUCUUCUACUAUUUGCCGCAUCUCCGGAAGCAUGAAAACAGCAUCCAUCCAAAUGUCAUAAUUGGACAAGGAAGGACUGGGGUGUCUUUAGUAAUGGGCAUUCCAACAGUGCGAAGAGAAAAACAAAAUUAUUUGGUAGCUACUCUCAAGUCUCUUUUCUCUGGAAUAUCUGAAAUACAGAAGAACAAUUGUGUGGUAAUUGUCUUUAUAGCCGAGGCGAAUUUACAAUAUGUUAACCGCAUUACAGAUAGCAUCAUAAGCAACUUCCCAAAGGAGGUUGUCUCUGGAUUUCUUGAAGUUAUUUCCCCCCCUGCUUCCUAUUAUCCUCAGUUGUCUAACCUGAAACAAACAUUAGGGGAUUCACAGGAGAGAGUAAGAUGGCGAUCAAAACAAAUUUUGGAUUUUAGCUUCCUAAUGCUGUAUGCCCAACCAAAAGGAACAUUUUAUUUACAGCUAGAAGAUGAUGUUGAAGCCAAGCCUGAAUAUAUAGAGAUAAUAAAAGACUUCAUUGAGCAACAGAGAUCACAAGAGUGGAUGGUCCUUGAAUUUUCUCAGCUUGGGUUUAUUGGAAAAUUAUUCCGGUGUGGAGAUUUACCAUUGAUAGUAGAAUUCUUUUUGAUGUUCUACCGAGAUAAACCAAUUGACUGGCUUCUAGAUCAAUUGCUUACAGUUAAAGUUUGCCAUCCAGAGAAAGAUGCAAAACACUGUGAAAGGCAAAAGGCGUCUUUGCGUAUCCGUUACAAGCCAUCUCUCUUUCAGCAUAUCGGACUCCAUUCUUCUUUAACUGGAAAAAUACAGUUUUUGAAAGACAAAGACUUUUCCAAAAGCUUACUAUUUAAAGCACACGCCAACCCUCCUGCAGAAGUGACUACAAGCCUAAAAGCAUUCCAGCACUUUAAUCUAGUGAGGGCUUAUAGAGGAGUGGAUUGUUUCUGGGCUUUUGCACCUGUGGCUGGAGAUUAUAUCCUCUUCAAUUUUUGGCAUCCGUUGGAUAUUAAAAGCUACUUAUUUCGAAGUGGAAAUCCAGAACAUCCCGGCGACAAACUGACAAAUACUACUGUAGAUGUUUUGCCUGAUGGUGAGAUCGACUUACAAUCUGCAGGCCUACAAAAUGUCAAAACUUUAGAUGGAUAUUUUCAAAUAGGUGCAUUUGAAAAUGGAAGGGCAGAAGGCAUUGUUAGCCCAAUUUUUGGAAAAAUACGAUCUCUUCGAUUGUCUAUCCAUUCUACUUCCACCAUGUGGGUGUUACUGAGUGAGAUAUUUAUAAGGACAUGAAGAAAAAGAGAUGUCUUUGAGUCUUCAAUGCUGCAUUGGAGGAAGGCCAUCUAGUGGUAGCAACAAAAUGCUCAGCAAUAAAAUGAAUCUCCUUUCUAAUACUGUGUAUUGGGAUGGGGAACAUUGUACGUUUUGUAUAGAGUAUUAUUAAUGUUAAAAAGAAUCUGAUUAGAUCUUAAAUGCGGAAUUUGAAAUAUUUCUCAUAGCGAUUUAAAUGUCAAUGACUGUUUUGUAAAUAAAAUGCAUAUUGAUAGUUUGAACAAAUAUAAUAAGGCAACUAUCCUAUGCACACUAACUAAGCAAUACAUUCAAUUGAAGACUGGGAAAAUGUCCUGUAAAUUUCUUAAUUGGAGAUUGAUUAGUAGUACACUUAAAACAUUUUUGAAAUAAAA